Molecule: messenger RNA, 3129 nt
Organism: Plasmodium coatneyi
Lineage: Eukaryota; Apicomplexa; Aconoidasida; Haemosporida; Plasmodiidae
Exons: 1
Coding region: 1-3129 (1042 amino acids)
Biological process (GO): endocytosis; autophagosome assembly; autophagy of peroxisome
Cellular component (GO): peroxisome; phagophore assembly site; membrane
Molecular function (GO): 1-phosphatidylinositol-3-kinase activity
Source: RefSeq, a predicted model, not a curated record
AUGUACAACCAGUGGAAGACAAAGGAGGAGAGGCACAUUGCCGGGUUCCUUUUUUUCCACUUUUCUUUUUUUAACAAACGUUGCGUAUACUAUGGCGACAAGGGGGGUAUGGACGAUCAGGGGGGAAGCGAUCUGGGGGAGCCGUGCCCGAUCAGUUGCCGCCGCGAUAAUCGUGAUGACCGCGAUUAUGGAAGUAGCUGGUUUUUCAACUCUUUCGACUAUGUAGGGGAGGUGGAUGGCGCGCCGGGGGAGGGAACCAGUUCAGUCGUGCGGGACUUCCUGAAAAGAGUGAAGAGGCCUCUCAGGGGGGAAAAGGUGACACUACAAGAGAACGAAAUCUUGGAUGUGGGAUCAGUCGAGGAGAAACCCACGGGGAAGGAAAAAAAGCGAAACGACAUAUUCGAGCAUAUGAAUAGGUAUGCAAGUCGCAUCAGCAAGAACAUCCACCUGGCGAACAGAAGCAGAUACGAUGAUUACCCGUUUGACUUUUCCCCCCAGAAAGGGGAGGGCGCAUGGCAUGGUACAGCCGACGCAGCUCCAGCGAUGGAAGAAAUAAAAACGAUAAACACCAUUUUGAACAUACCAGUGAUUAAGCUAAAUGAGGCGGAGAAAAGGUGCCUGUGGAAGUUCCGCCUGCAGCUAGUUAACAGGGAAGAAGCUUUGGGGAAGUUUGUCAAGAGCGUCAAUUGGGACAAUCAGCAAGAGAAGGAUGAAGCCACGGAGUUACUAAACUAUUGGUCCAAGCCAUCUUUGGAAAACUGCCUUGAGUUGUUGAACACCCACCUACAGCGCACAGUAAUUAAGAAAUACGUGAUGCAGAUAAUUGCACAGGCGAAAAAGGAUCAACUGAAAUUGUACCUGUUCCAGCUGGUACAGAGUCUUCGAGUUUUUAACCACCAGCCAAUUGAUGAUCUGUUUAUUGACACCUUAAUUAACAAGUGCAUUACGUCGAAGAAGCUGUCCAUUUUUCUCCACUGGUUUUUGUUAAGCGAGACCAAGGACAAGUGCAAAGGAAACCUCUACAUACACAUUCAUAAGCUGUUCAUUACCAAGUUAAUGACGUCUAACUUGAGGAAGAAGAGAAAGAUUCUGUCUAUUCUGAAAAACCAAAACCGAUUUAGGAACCAAUUGCUGUACCUCACGAAAAUUGCAAAGAGCAAAUCCGACCGGAUCUAUAACAAAACGAAGAAGCUCAGGCAGUUCCUCUUUUGCUACCGACAAAACUACGGCUGCGUUGUGAUUAAAGACUUCAUAAAGAAUAACAUCUUCGUGUCGGACAAUGAGGUGUAUGACUUUAUCUCUCCCCGGGGUGUACCCCAGGGGGCAGCCACGGAAGGAGUACAAGUGAAAGAAUCGGUAACAGAAAGAGAAACAGAAGAAGACCACGUUGCGACGCAACAUGUGAACGAGGAAGACGCGAAAAAUGACGCCGCCGCUGAUGCCGACUCCGAUUCAGUGCACCACCAGAGCGAUGUGUGCAACUCCGUGUACUACCUAAACGGCGAGCUCAGCAUCCAUGCCGACCCGGAGGCAGACGCAUACUGCUUCCAGUACGAUCCCGGGGGUGCACAAACCACGGAAGAGGCACUUCCCCCCGCGCACAGAUCAACCUCGGAUGUCAGCACAGAGGACAGAAAAACAGUCAACUACAUAGACGACUCCAAAGGGGCCCCUAUCGAGAGAAACAAAGAUACCUCCUUCUUCUCCAACCUCCUGCAGCUAAAUGACAACUUUGACUUCUUCCUGAGCGCAACGUACAGCGACGAGGACAAUAAUAUCGACAUUCUGGAUGAUUCCAUAAGUCUCGUCAGGAAGCAGAAGAUAAAGAGAAUCAGAGCUCCGCUAAUUUUACCCAUCGAUCCAGACAUAGAAUUCUUGAGCUUCCUACCUGAACAGUCAUACGUUUUGCGAUCCUCUCUCUACCCAAUUGUAAUAGCUUGCCUGGUCAGAAAAAAAAUAAAAUUGGCACAUGAGCAUUUCCACAAUUUGAUAAUAAAUGAGCAAAAAUAUUUGAAAAAAAAUGUCAAGAAAAAAAAAAACUAUUCCAUGUAUUAUUCGUUCAAUUCUAAGUUUUUAAAAUCUCUGUAUAGCUCCUUUGACUGUGCGUCUGAUUUUGAGCGUCAUUACAGAAAAGUGAAGUGGAAAGGCAAGAACAUUUUUUAUAAUGGCAGGAAGGUGGAGAAAGUGGGGUUCCAAAAAUGGGUCCCCCGUAAUGGUGAAGAGUCUCCAAGGGCAGAGUCCCCAAUUUCGGGACCCCCCAACGCAGGAGUGGUGAUCCACCACAAGACGGAAAGUACCUCACACAGUAAACAGCGCGUAAAGAAAUACAACGAAAUUUACGAACUCUCCAUUAAAAAAUACAUUUACAAAGCGGGAGAUGACUUGAGACAAGACCAUCUGGUCAUACAGAUAAUAUGCAUCAUUGACAACAUAUGGAAACGAUAUGGACUGGAUUUGAAGUUAACUCUUUACAAAGUUCUUGCCCUCUCCACAGAUGAUGGUUUUAUCGAGUUUGUUAACUACGCAGAAUCUAUAUCUUCUAUUAAAAAGAAUUAUAAAGGAGAAAUUAGACAAUACUUUAUGGAGAAUGCCACCGAUCCGAAGUCUCCCCUCGGAUUUGAUGCCACCAUUUUGGAAAACUUCAUCUCCAGUUGUGCAGGAUAUAGUGUUAUCACUUACUUACUUGGAAUAGGAGAUCGACAUUUAGACAACCUCAUGGUUUCACGAGAUGGAUGCUUCUUCCACAUUGACUUUGGGUACAUAUUCGGGGAAGACCCCAAGCCGUUUUCUCCACCCAUGAAAUUGUGCAAAGAAAUGAUCGAGGCCAUGGGUGGAGCACAUAGUGUCGGUUAUGAACAGUUUUUGAAAAAGUGCUGUCUGGCAUAUAAGUACCUGCGCUACCACUCCAAGUUAAUCAUUAGCCUGCUAGACUGCAUGUGCGAAUCCGGAUUGAAGGACAUGAAAAUGAGCCCCGAGUUGUGCGUGCUCAAGGUUCAGGAAAAGUUCAGACUGGAUUUAAACGACGAGGCCGCGGAGGUCUACUUCCUAAGUGUCAUCAACACCUCCGUUAAGACGCUUUUCCCCGUCGUGGUGGACAAGCUACACGAGUGGGCCCUCAACUGGAAGUGA